This is a messenger RNA of Empidonax traillii (willow flycatcher), 1743 nucleotides long. RefSeq names its product Y-box binding protein 1 (gene YBX1). Lineage: Eukaryota; Metazoa; Chordata; Aves; Passeriformes; Tyrannidae. Gene Ontology annotation, cellular component: nucleus. The transcript is spliced from 7 exons. Bases 197 to 1336 code for a protein of 379 amino acids. Gene Ontology annotation, biological process: regulation of gene expression. The record is from RefSeq and is a predicted model, not a curated record. Gene Ontology annotation, molecular function: nucleic acid binding.
GCUAGCCGGUGCGCGCCGCCAUUGUGGCCAGUUCGAUCGGUAUCGGGAGCGGAGAGCGGAGCUCAGCGAGCCCGGAGCAGGGAGCAGCCCCCCCCCGCCCCCCCCAACGGCCGGCCUCAGUCACCAUCACAACCGCGGGAGGGCGGCGCGCGAAACAGCAGUCACCACCACCGUCCGCACCGAACAAGCCGCCGCCAUGAGCAGCGAGGCCGAGACCCAGCCGCCCGCCGCCGCCCCCGUCCCCGCGGCGGCCCCCGCCGCCGCGCCCGCCGACUCCAAGCCAAACGGCGGCACCGGGAACGGGGGGAGCGGCCUGGCCUCGGCGGCGCCUCCCGCCGGCGGGGACAAGAAGGUCAUCGGUGAGGGCGGGCGGGGGUCCCCCGGGGGAGGAGGGAGAGGGGAAGGCGGGUGGGAAGCCCCCGAUUUCGCUCCCCCUUUCCCCGCUCCCCCCCCCCCCCCCUCCACUGCACGGCUGAGGGGGGGCGCGCGCUCCUCCUCGCUGAGGGGGCGGCGCGCGCCCCCGCUCGAGCGGGAGCGCGCUUUUAAUUUACUGUGCAUUUCAUUCAUGAAUCUCAAUUUCCUGUUGUCUUGCAGGAAUGACACCAAGGAAGAUGUGUUUGUCCAUCAGACUGCCAUAAAGAAGAAUAACCCCAGGAAGUACCUCCGCAGCGUAGGAGAUGGAGAGACCGUGGAGUUUGAUGUGGUUGAGGGAGAAAAGGGCGCGGAGGCAGCCAACGUUACAGGACCUGGAGGAGUUCCAGUGCAGGGCAGUAAAUACGCAGCAGACCGUAACCAUUACAGACGAUAUCCACGUCGUAGGGGCCCUCCACGCAACUACCAGCAAAACUACCAGAACAGUGAGAGUGGGGAAAAGAACGAAGGAGCAGAGAACAUACCAGAAGGUCAAGCCCAGCAACGCCGUCCCUAUCGCAGGCGGCGGUACCCACCUUACUAUAUGCGUAGGCCCUACGGGCGUCGUCCACAGUAUUCCAACCCUCCCGUACAGGGAGAGAUAGUGGAGGGUGCUGACAACCAGGGUGCAGGAGACGGCAGACCAGUCAGGCAGAACAUGUACCGGGGUUACAGACCACGAUUCCGCAGGGGUCCUCCUCGUCAAAGACAACCUAGAGAGGAUGGGAAUGAAGAAGAUAAAGAGAACCAAGGGGAUGAGACCCAAAGUCAGCAACCACCUCAACGUCGGUACCGCCGUAACUUCAACUACCGACGCAGACGCCCAGAGAACCCUAAACCACAAGAUGGCAAAGAGACGAAGACAGCCGAACCACCAGCUGAGAACACGUCCGCUCCCGAGGCCGAGCAGGGCGGGGCUGAGUAAAUACCGGCUUAACAUCUCUACCAUCAUCCGGUUUAGUCAUCAAAGAAAAGACUUUAAGAAAUGAAGAAGAAAACGAAAUUCCAGCAAUAAGAAAUGAACAAAUGAAUUGGAACUGAAGACCUUAAGUGCUUGCUUUUUGCUGUUGACCAGAUUACUAGAACUAUCUGCAUUAUCUAUGCAGCAUGGGGUUUUUAUUAUUUUUACCUAAAGAAUUCUCUUUUUGGAAAUGAUAAACACGUUUUUUAAAAGCCUGUUUUUUCUCAAUAUACCUUUAAAAGUUUGUAAAUUGUUUCAUAUCUGGUCAAGUUGAGAUUUUUAAGAACCUCAUUUUUAAUUUGUAUGGAAUAUACGCCUGAUUUUUUCAAGUCAAACUGCAAGCAUCUGUUAAUAAAGGUCUUAAAGAGUUA